Penicillium alfredii is the source of this 975-nucleotide messenger RNA. Its product is annotated as sedoheptulose-7-phosphate:D-glyceraldehyde-3-phosphate transaldolase TAL1. The record is from RefSeq and is a predicted model, not a curated record. The transcript is spliced from 4 exons. Gene Ontology annotation, molecular function: transaldolase activity. Gene Ontology annotation, biological process: pentose-phosphate shunt, non-oxidative branch; carbohydrate metabolic process; pentose-phosphate shunt. Bases 1 to 975 code for a protein of 324 amino acids. Gene Ontology annotation, cellular component: cytoplasm; intracellular anatomical structure. NCBI's taxonomy places the organism in Eukaryota, Fungi, Ascomycota, Eurotiomycetes, Eurotiales, Aspergillaceae.
AUGUCUUCCUCUCUUGAACAGCUCAAGGCCAGCGGCACUGUCGUGGUCUGCGACUCUGGUGACUUUGCCACUAUCGGCAAGUACAAGCCCCAGGAUGCCACCACCAACCCCUCCUUAAUCUUGGCCGCCUCCAAGAAGUCCGAGUACGCCGCCCUGAUCGACUCGGCCGUUGCCUACGGUAAGCAGAAGGGCAGCACCGUCGACGAGCAGGUCGAGGCCACCCUGGACCGUCUCCUGGUCGAGUUCGGCAAGGAGAUCCUCAAGAUCAUCCCCGGCAAGGUUUCCACUGAGGUCGACGCCAAGCUGUCCUUCGACACCCAGGCCUCCGUGGACAAGGCUCUGCAUAUCAUCAAGCUCUACGAGGAGAACGGAAUUUCCAAGGACCGCGUUCUGAUCAAGAUCGCCUCCACCUACGAGGGCAUUAAGGCCGCCCACAUCCUCCAGUCGAAGCACGGCAUCAACUGCAACCUGACACUGAUGUUCUCUCUGGUGCAAGCCAUCGCCGCCGCUGAGGCCGGUGCCUUCUUGAUCUCCCCCUUCGUGGGCCGCAUCCUGGACUGGUUCAAGGCCGCCCACAAGCGCGACUACACUGCCCAGGAGGACCCCGGUGUCAAGUCGGUGCAGGAAAUCUUCAACUACUACAAGAAGCAUGGCUACAACACCAUCGUCAUGGGUGCCUCGUUCCGCAACACGGGUGAAAUCACCGAGCUGGCUGGAUGUGACUACCUGACUAUCUCGCCCAACCUGCUGGAGGACCUGUACAACUCGACCGCCCCGGUCCCCAAGAAGUUGGACGCGGCCGAUACCGCCAAGCUGAAUAUCCCCAAGCGCGCCUACCUCAACGAGGAGGCUUCGUUCCGCUUCGACUUCAACGAGGAGGCCAUGGCUGUUGAGAAGCUGCGUGAGGGUAUCUCCAAGUUCGCGGCUGACGCUGUUACCCUGAAGGAGCUGCUGAAGCAAAAGGUGCAGGCGUAG